Molecule: messenger RNA, 1902 nt
Organism: Capra hircus (goat)
Lineage: Eukaryota; Metazoa; Chordata; Mammalia; Artiodactyla; Bovidae
Product: BOLA class I histocompatibility antigen, alpha chain BL3-7-like
Exons: 6
Coding region: 385-1452 (355 amino acids)
Biological process (GO): immune response; antigen processing and presentation of endogenous peptide antigen via MHC class I via ER pathway, TAP-independent; positive regulation of T cell mediated cytotoxicity
Cellular component (GO): external side of plasma membrane
Molecular function (GO): signaling receptor binding; peptide antigen binding
Source: RefSeq, a predicted model, not a curated record
UGGCUACCAGUUCAGCUUUAAUUACUUGUUUACCACGUUUCCCCACUUAACAUAUAUAUGGCUACAUUUUCCCAAGCUGCUAGUCACUCUCCUAGGCGGAGAGGCCCGCCUAGGGAAGCCACAUGCUGGGGCUUUCGUUUUCUCCAAAUUCAGCUUCAGUCGCCCUUCCCCAAAUGGUUUCCUGACGAGCUUAUCGCUGAGUGGCUGGUGCUCUGCAGUAGUUUCCACCCCCGACCCCGACUCUUUCUUGCGUUUUCAAGCCGUUUCGGUUCCUGUAAGGCGCCGCCCGCAUGCAGUCCGGAGCUGGAGUGAAGACGGUGGUCUCCGAGCUGUGUGCCACAGCCGUGCCCCGAAGUCUUGGGGCCAAUCGGAACAGCUACGGCCAUGCUGUGGGGCUCUGUCCUCUUGAAUUUCUUCCUAGCUUACCUGCCAGAGACACAAACCAGAUCACACUCUCUGCGGUAUUUCUACUCAGUUGUGUCUGAACCGGGUCCAGGAGUCCCUUCGUUUAUGGCUUCUGGCUUCGUGGACAACCAGCCCUUCAUUCGCUAUGACAGUGAAGAGAUGAAGGCAAAGUCUUGCGUUCAUUGGUUGAGGGAGGAGCCAAGUUACUUUGAUGAUGAGACCAAGAUCUUCACAAGUCGGAUGAAGAUUUUCCACUUAAAUCUGAGGAAUGUGCAGCAAUAUUACAACCAAACCAAGGAGGAUGGUCUGAACAGAGCACUGGCACAAAAGCAAACAAGUCCCCACACCCUCCAGUUCACCUACGGCUGUGAGCUCCUGGAGGAUGGCAGGACCACGUGGCACUGGCGGUAUGGCUAUGACGGUGAGGACUACCUGAGCUUGCAUAUGGACCCUCUGCAAUACACAGCAGCCACAUUCAUUGCUCAGUACACCAAACAAAAAUGGGAGGCCGCUGGGAACUUCAUAGAGAGAGACAAGAACUACUUGGAGAAGGAGUGCAUCCUGUGGCUGUGGAGAUACUUGACGUUUGGAGGGGAGAGCUUGAACCGCACCGAGCCUCCCAAAACACACAUGACUCAUCACCGCAUCUCUGACCAUGAGGUCACCCUGAGGUGCUGGGCCCUGGGCUUCUACCCUGAGGAGAUCUCACUGACCUGGCAGCGCAAUGGGGAGGACCAGACCCAGGACACGGAGCUUGUGGAGACCAGGCCUUCAGGAGACGGAACCUUCCAGAAGUGGGCAGCCCUGGUGGUGCCUUCUGGGGAGGAGCAGAGAUACACGUGCCGUGUGCAGCACGAGGGGCUUCAGGAGCCCCUCACCCUGAGAUGGGAACCUCCGAAGACCUCCGUCCCCAUCAUAGGCAUCAUUGUUGUCCUGGUUCUCCUCGUGGUCACUGGAGCUGUGGUGACUGAAGCUGUGAUCUGGAUGAAGAAGCCCUCAGGGACUGAGUCAGCACAUUCGGGAACAAAAUUAUUGAUGCUUUUCUAAAUGUACAUACAGAAACCACUGCUCUGUUGCUGGACACAGUUGCCUUUGUUACAGUGACACCCCUGAUGCUGGACACUCAACUGUGUGGCUAGAACUGCUAUCACUAUCGCUCUUGGCAACUGAACGUCACUCCUGCCACUCACCACCUUUGCCAAAUGCCGUGUGCACACACCCAGCAAAUAUGUGUCAUUAUGUCCAGAGUCACAGCUCAGCACGUGUCAUGUGACUAAGAGUGCCUUAUCUUUCCCAGCUGUAUAUUUGGGGAAUUGAGUUUUCGUCUCUCAUGGAAGGAUGUAGUGUCUGUCUUUCAAGACACUUUCAUGUUGUAGCUGAUAUCACAGAAAUACAAAGGAGUAUGAAAGACGACUAUGAAUGAUUAUACAGCAGACAAACUGGAGGAACUAGAAGAAGUGGGUAUACACAACCUACCGAGACAAAAUGAUGAAGAAA